This is a messenger RNA of Penicillium salamii, 1608 nucleotides long. Lineage: Eukaryota; Fungi; Ascomycota; Eurotiomycetes; Eurotiales; Aspergillaceae. The record is from the annotation of a GenBank genome assembly.
AUGAACAUUAGCUUCUUCAACUUUCAUCUUCCAUGUAGAAGACUUGUUCAUGAUCCCAUAUACCUCUGGAGCACGAAUAACACGACCAUGAAUAUGUCUGGUCAGGAGUCUCUUCAACCAACACUGUCCCAGGACGGUGCGCCCAACGAGUCGACGCCUUUGCUGGCUGAAUCCACUCCCAGCCAUCCAUACUCUGUGUUCACACCUUCUCAGAAGCGGCUCAUUAUCCUUACUGCAGCUUUGGCAUCUAGCUUUUCACCUUUGUCCGCUAAUAUCUACUACCCGGCGCUGAACUCGAUCGCCGCCGAUUUACAAGUCAGCACCUCGAAAAUCAAUUUGACAAUCACUACCUACAUGAUAUGCCAAGGCCUCGCUCCAAUGUUGACAGGGUCGUUUGCAGACCAGGCGGGUCGGAGACCUGCAUACAUCGUUUGCUUUGUGAUUUACAUACUCGGCAACAUUGCACUUGGCCUACAACACAGCUUCUUAGCGCUUCUCAUCUUGCGCGCUGUUCAAAGCUGUGGAAGUAGUGGGACUGUGGCUCUUUCAUCUGCGGUGGUAGCUGAUGUUGUCACAUCCGUCGAACGGGGCUUGUAUAUGGGGGUCACAUCAUUGGGAAACAUACUCGCUCCAUCCCUUGGCCCGGUUAUUGGAGGCGUCCUGAGUAAGUAUUUUGGGUGGCAUGCAAUCUUUUGGUUUCUUGCAAUUGCAGCUGGAACAUUCUUUGUGCCCUUGCUAUGCUUCUUUCCUGAAACCUGUCGGGGCGUCGUGGGCAAUGGAUCGGUCCCUCCAGUCGGAUGGAAUCGAUCACUCCGAGAUUACUUGCAGGACUCUGCGCCAUUUCCCCCACCUCCCUCCAGCGUGCCGAGGCGUCGCGUGCAGAUCCCCAACCCAUGCUCAACUUUGCGUUUGCUUUCCCACCGGCCUGUGGGACUAGUGCUUUUGGCAAACGGUGUUUUGUUCAGCAGCUACUACGCCGUCACAGCUGCAAUUCCCUCAUUGUUCAAACACCACUAUGGGCUGGAUGAUAUGGGAAUUGGACUGUGCUUUAUUCCUGCGGGCUUAGGAUCCCUCCUCAGUGCAACUGUUAACGGAGUAUUAGUUGACUGGAAUUAUCGGCGGGUUUGGCGUACCACCGGUCAAACGAUACACAAGAACCAGAAAAUAGACAUCAUUGGGGUGCCCAUCGAACAAGCAAGACUGCAGAUUGGAUUACCAAUGGCAAUAUUUGCAUCAGUGUCAAUUUGCAUAUACGGGAUACUGAUACCAAAGAACCCACCCAUUCUUGCAGCGUUAUUGAUGGUCUUUAUCAUCUGUUUCUGCAUCACAGCGGCUUACAAUGUGAUGAACAUUCUUGUAGUAGAUCUUCACUACAACACGCCGGCUACCGCAAUGGCGGCGAACAAUCUAGUCCGAUGCUUCUUGGGCGCCAGUGCCGCUGCCACAAUCAGUCCUCUAAUAAAAAGAGUUGGUACGCAGUUCGCAUACACCCUGGUAUCGGGUGCUCUGGCCCUGGUAAUUCCACUUCUGGUUAUUGUUUAUUUCAAGGGUUGGCAAUGGCGCAAGGUGCGGGCCAACCUUGAUGCACAGCAACAAGCCCCCGAAUAG